CCGUCGCUCCUGCACAACACGCCUCCCUCCCAUUAAUCCCUCCUCCAGCUGGGCAGCAGAAACUGUUCUUAUCCACUUGAUCUUCCGCUGACACGCCAUCAUGUCACGGUUCGUACGGGCGUCGAAAUAUCGCCACGUCUUUGGACAGCAGGGGAAGAAAGAGUAUGGCUUCGACAACAUCAAGGUGUCCAGCAGCGCAUGGGAUACCAAUCUUAUCUCUGCGUCGUCCCGAUACAUCAGCAUCAACUGGAACGCUUCGGGAGGCGGCGCGUUCGCCAUCCUGCCCCUUCCUUCGCCUUUCGAACCCUUUCCGCAUGGUUUUCCCUACAAGCUCCCCGACCUGAUCCCACUCGCGCGCAGCCACUCUGCCCCCGUCCUCGAUACUGACUGGUCGCCGUUUAAUGACUCUGUCGUUGCCUCAGCCGGCGAUGAUGGCAAGGUAAUGAUCUGGAAGGUUGAGCCCUCUGUGUUCGAGGGCUGGGGCCAGGAACACUGGGAGCCCCAAGACUUUGACCCCGUUGCGCGCAUCGACGUCUCGCCGCGCAGAGCAGGCCAGGUCCUGUUCCAUCCCACCGCGAACAACGUAUUGGCGACCACGACGGGCGACCACACUGUCAAACUGUGGGACCUCGCGAACCCGGAGCACCCGAAGGUGGUUCUCGGUGGUCACGGCGAUGCAAUCCAGAGCCUGGCGUUUAACCCUUCCGGCAACCUCCUUGUCACGACAUGCAGGGAUCGCAAGAUCAGGCUCUUUGAUCCUCGUGCGAGCGGUGAUGCUGUGCGCGUUACGGAAGGACAUGGCGGGAUCAAGGGUGCACGCGUUGUCUGGAUGGGCGAGAGGGACAACAUUGCAACGACUGGUUUCAGCAAAAUGAGCGACCGUCAGGUCGCGAUAUGGGAGACUGGUGGACUCACGAACGUCAAGAUGAUUACGAUUGAUCAGACUUCAGGAGUCCUUAUGCCAUUCUGGUCGGACAACAACAUUCUCUUCCUUGCUGGCAAGGGAGACGGGAACAUCAGAUACUACGAGUACGAGGGCGAUCAGCUCUACGGCCUUUCGGAAUUCAAGUCGGCUGAUCCUCAGCGUGGCAUGUGCUUCCUCCCUCGCCGUGCCCUGAACGUUUCAGAAUGCGAGAUUGCCCGCGCGUACAAGCUCACCGCCACUGCGAUCGAGCCCAUCGCAUUCAUCGUCCCACGGAAAUCUGAAUCGUUCCAAUCCGACAUCUAUCCUCCUGCUCCGUCCUCAGAGCCAGCCCUCUCCGCAGCGGAGUUCUUCUCAGGCAAGACUGCGCCUCCGAACCUGGUCAGCCUUGACACAGGUGCGAUUUCCGCUGGUGCCCCUCCCUCCGCCGUUCCAUCGACGCCAGCGCCACAACUGGUGUCUACUCCUACCAAGACGUCCAGCGCGCCAGCACCCGUGGCCGCUUCUGUUCCGAGCACACCUGCCCAAGCCGAACCUCCAUCCCCGGUUGUCACCAAGACUCCUUCUAGUCCGGUCGCAAUCUCCCACGAACCGAAGACCCUCACUCGCUCGGUCACCAAUCCAGAACAUGACACCUUCGCGGUUUCUGCUCUUAAGGAGGAGAACGCGCGCAUCACUACUGAGCUUCGUGAGGCGCGUGCACAGAUCCGGAACCUCGAAUUGCAGGUCGAGAGCAUGAAGGCGAAUGCCCGCAAGGCGGCUCAGGCAUUGCUUGAAGGCUGAGGUGGAAGAUGAUUGGAGAACUUGUAAUGUACAGUAGGAUAGUGUGGGGUUUGCUGGUGCCGUUUUGCUUCUAGUGCCUUUCGCGUGCGCAGUUUUAGGCAAUACAGUCUAACAGUAUUUUGUGCCAUAACUCUUGGUGGACGCUUUCAUGCAGGUCGGGCACCGUGCACGGAUCUUCAUAGUGUGUGCCAUCGGUAUGAAUGCCAGAAGGUGUUAUGCACGGCCAGCGAGCUGAGAC
This is a messenger RNA of Laetiporus sulphureus 93-53, 1943 nucleotides long. Its product is annotated as microtubule binding protein. The record is from RefSeq and is a predicted model, not a curated record. NCBI's taxonomy places the organism in Eukaryota, Fungi, Basidiomycota, Agaricomycetes, Polyporales, Laetiporaceae. Gene Ontology annotation, molecular function: actin filament binding. Gene Ontology annotation, biological process: actin filament organization. The transcript has 8 exons. The coding region runs from base 101 to 1705 and encodes 534 amino acids.